Messenger RNA from Perca flavescens (yellow perch), 1299 nucleotides. It is a transcript of the gene st3gal7, whose product is annotated as ST3 beta-galactoside alpha-2,3-sialyltransferase 7. NCBI's taxonomy places the organism in Eukaryota, Metazoa, Chordata, Actinopteri, Perciformes, Percidae. Bases 103 to 1299 code for a protein of 398 amino acids. The record is from RefSeq and is a predicted model, not a curated record. Gene Ontology annotation, molecular function: lactosylceramide alpha-2,3-sialyltransferase activity. The transcript is spliced from 8 exons.
GCUGCACAGGACACUGUUUUCCCCUCAAGCAUGGAGCACAGACGAGCUGACAGCUAACCAUCAUCGUCAACUUAACCAUUUGGCUGUGGAAGCACAGGUGCCAUGGUGACGCAGACUCCCUUGAGCGUCGAGGACCCAGAUGAUGGUUCCCCACUGCUGCCUGAGGCUGCGGAAGCUGCAACACCAACGCCUGUCUUUCACAGACAGCGAGUGAUCACAAAGACUGACUCGAUGGAAUUUUUCCUCACCAGGAGUGAGAACCUUGCCUUCAGUCUGGUGCUGCUGAUCGGAUGCUACUCGGCUAUUCUGAUUCCUGCAUAUCUCCCCUUGGAUAAAGUGGCAACUCUCAGUGAUGACAACCAACUUCCCAAAGAUCUGGUCUUACUAAAUCGGUCGGCCUCCCUUUUGUCAGGCCCCUGUCAGCCUCGCUGGUGUCUGGACCACCUCAAGCCCCUUUCUUGUUCUGCAGGCCUACUAGACAUACCUGUGUUUGUGCAGAAGGACAGGCCUGUGCCCUGGGAUCUGUACCCUCCUCUGGGGCUCCAGGGCAGCGAAGAUCAUCUGGCCCUGGCUCUUGCAGCUCUGCCUCAGCCUGGCUUGCCUCCAUCACUGAGGAGUGAAGGCAGCUGCAGGCGAUGUGUGGUGGUGGGCAAUGGAGGGGUUCUUCAUGGGAGCCAUCUCGGAUCAGAUAUAGAUCAGUAUGACAUAAUUAUCAGGCUAAAUAAUGCUCCAGUGCCUGGCUUUGAAAAAGAUGCUGGUUCCCGCACAACCAUCCGCCUGAUUUAUCCAGAGGCAGCACCUCACACUGCAGACGAGUAUAAAAUGACCACCAUGGUUGCUUUGGUGGUCUUUAAGAGCCUGGACCUGGACUGGCUCACUUCUGUCAUCACGAAACAGCCUCUGAGCUUCUGGUCCAAAAUGUGGUUCUGGAGGGAGGUGGUGGAUGAUAUUCCCCUGACACCAGAGAGCUUCAGGAUCCUCCAUCCGGAGAUUAUUCACAAGACAGGACAAGUUCUACAGAAAUAUGCUCUGAAACAGGGAAACAUGGUGCCAACACUAGGUGCAAGUGCGGUGGUGAUGGCUUUGCAACUUUGUGACCAUGUGAGCCUGGCAGGGUUUGGGUACGACAUGCAGCACCCAGGUGCCAGACUUCACUACUAUGAGACCAUACGCAUGGACGCAAUGAAGGCUCAAGUGGUGCAUGAUGUAAGUGCUGAGAAACUCUUCCUGAGGGACCUGGUGGCUGCAGGAGCUGUGACUGACCUCACAGGAGCUCUGAGUCAGCAGUGCAGAGGCUGA